Messenger RNA from Erinaceus europaeus (western European hedgehog), 4921 nucleotides. RefSeq names its product synaptonemal complex protein 2 (gene SYCP2). The record is from RefSeq and is a predicted model, not a curated record. Lineage: Eukaryota; Metazoa; Chordata; Mammalia; Eulipotyphla; Erinaceidae. The transcript has 43 exons. Bases 193 to 4560 code for a protein of 1455 amino acids.
CUGGCGUGGCUUCUCCUGGCCUCUCCGAGAAAGUGGGAAUCCCGAGUCACCAUAGUUUUGGCUCGUGUUGUCCCCGCAUGUGUGUGCAAUCCCAUCCAACCCUCGCUGGCGGUAGUGGGGUACCCGGGACAGCUGCCGUCCAGCGGCCAGGCCGGUGUUUGUUUUGUUCUACGGGUUUAAAACUAAGUCAAAAUGCCAGUAAGACCAGAUCUCCAGCACUUAGAAAAAUGCAUUGAUGAUGCUUUAAGAAAAAAUGAUUUCAAGCCUUUGAAAACUCUUUUGCACAUUGACAUUUGUGAAGAUGUGAACAUUAAAUGCAGCAAACAGUUUUUAUACAAAUUGGAUGAUCUUAUAUGCAGGGAGCUUAUUAAGAAGGAUGCUCACACUGUUUCAGCAAUUUUGGUUUCUAUUGGAAGAUAUGGCAAAAAUAUUACUAUUUUAGGACAAGCUGGAUUUCUCACUAUGAUAAAACAAGGUCUAGUCCAAAAGAUGGUUUCCUGGUUUGAAAAGUCCAAGGAAAUUAUUCUAAGUCGAGGAAAUUCAAAAGAUGAAACUGUUUUAAACAUGGUGGAAGACUUAUUUGAUCUUUUGAUGAUCAUACAUGACAUCAGUGAUGAAGGUAAAAGACAAGUGCUGGAAAAAUUCAUACCUCAACUAUGUACCCUGGUAAUUGAUUCAAGAGUGAAUAUUUGUAUUCAACAAGAGGCUCUGAAAAAAAUGAAUACUAUAUUGGAUAAAAUGCCUCAAGAUAACAGAAAAAUGUUCUCUAACCAAGAAAUGUUAAAUCUCAUGAGUAAUAUGGGCGAAAGAAUUUUAGAUGCUGGAGAUUAUGACUUGCAAGUGGGUAUUGUGGAAGCUUUAUGUAGAAUGACCACAGAAAAACAAAGACAAGAAUUGGCAUGUAAUUGGUUUUCAAUGGACUUUAUUGCUGAUGAAUUUAAAAGCAUUAAAGACUCUGAAUUUGAAACAGAUUGCAGACUAUUUCUCAACCUUAUAAAUGGCAUGCUUGGACAAAAGAGAAGGGUGUUUACAUUUCCUUGCAUAUCAGCAUUUCUUGAUAAACAUGAGCUGAAAAUUCCAUCAGAUGAAAGACUUGAGGAAUUUUGGAUAGAUUUUAAUCUGGGAAGCCAGACUCUUUCAUUCUACAUUUCUGGAGAUAAUGAUGAUCACCAGUGGGAAGCAGUCACUGUACCUGAGGAAAUAGUACAACUAUACAGCAUUGAAGUGAGAGAAUCAAAGAAGCUCCUGACUAUAAUUCUGAAGAAUGUAGUAACAAUUAACAAAAGAGCGGGGAAAAAGUUGCUAUUAUAUUUUGAUGCAUCAUUAGAAAUCACAAAUGUUACUCAAAAAAUUUUUGGUACAAGUAAACAUAGGGAAUUUACCAGAAAACAAGGUAUUUCAGUUGCCAAAACAUCUGUACAUAUACUUUUUGAUGCAAGUGGAUCACAGAUUCUAUUGCCAGAAAGCCAAAUGUCACCAGUCAAAGGAGAACAGAUUGGUUUAAAAGAAAAACCUAAUCUUCAAAAGGAAAUUGCUAAGCCUAUGAAAUACAGCAAAAAUUGUAACCAAGAGGACAAAACAAAUAGUCAACUUGAGAUAAUCACUCCUAGCAAAAGAAAAAUGUCUGAAGCAUCAAUGAUUGUUCCUGGUGCAGAUAGAUACACUGUGAGAAGUCCAAUACUUUUAGUCAACACAUCAACACCACGAAGAAGAAGAAUUAAGCCACCACUGCCAAUGAUGAGUUCUGCAGACAAACCUGAUGUUUCUAAAACAUUGGAAAAUGCAGUGGAUAAUGCCAUGUCAGUCAGAUCUAGACCAUCUAAAGGAACAAAUCAAGGCAAUAAUAUAGACAAACAUAUCAGAACUGCUCAUAUUGUAGAAACGGCUGAAAAUAAGGAUUCUGAAUUUUCAAAACAAAGUUUUAAUGAACUCCAAAAUAUUGUUUCUGAGUCCCAGGCCAAAGGAAAAACAUAUAAACCUGAACUACCUGCUGUUUCAGAAGGCAUCCGUGGAAGUAAAAUGCACUCCAAGUGGUCAUGUUGGACACCUGUAACAAAUAUUAAUCUCUGUAAUAAAGGAGCAAAUACUUCAACUGGAGAUACUUUUAAUGAUGAUGUUAUCAACAAAAAAUUUACAAGACAGAAAUCAUCUUCUUCAAUAUCUGAUAAUUCUGAAGAAAUAGAGAAAGCACAAUGUACAAAAGAAAUAAUGAAGCCUAACCAAACAGAUAAAGCAGAAGUUGAAGUUUACAAUAGAAGCAUUCAGCAACAACUAGAUCAUCCUAAACAUUUGGAGCAGAAAGAUACUGGAGAUACCAAACAGAGUGAUUGGCAUAUUGAAUCUGAAACUACUUUUAAGUCAGUUCUCCUAAAUAAUACAGUUGAAGAAUCUUUGAUCUAUAGGAAGAAAUUCAUAUUGUCAAAAGAUGUGAAUACUGCUGUUUAUGAUAAAAGUCCUUCUAGAAAAAAUAAAAAAAAUCCUAGAAAAUCAAGGAAAGGAUUAACAUCUGAGAUUCAUUCCUGGAAUUUGAAACAAACAAAAAAGAGGGAAGAGCCUACAGGUAAAGGACUUACUGAUGCAACAGAAUCCUUGAUAAACCAGAUUAAUAAGAGAUACAAACCAGUGGAUGAUACAAAGUCUACAAGAAAAUUAAAGGAGGCUUUGAUUGAUGGUGAUUUUCCAAACAAACCUGAUCUGCAACUCAGUAAGGGAAAGGUUCAGAAAAAAAGUUACAGGCAGCUGAAAACUACUUUGGUUAAUGUUACCUCAGAAUGCCCACUAGAUGAUGUUUAUAAUUUUAAUGUGAAUGGAGCUGAUGAGCCUGUUAUAAAACUUGGAAUUCAGGAAUUUCAAGCUACAGAAGCCUCCAUGGAUAAUUCAGUUAAAUUUUUUAGGUUAAGUUCAAGGAGUCAAGAUGAAAUUGAACCUUCUGUCAAAACAAAAGAUAAAAGAAUUAUAGCAAAUGAUAAAAAGAAAAAUCUCUUUAGUGAUAAUGACACAGAAUAUAAGUAUGAUGACAGCAAGACUGAUGUUAGCUGGCUAAGAGAACCAAAAUCAAAACCACAGCUAAUAGACUAUAGCAGAAAUAAAAAGAAGAAACAUAAUACUAGGAAAUCAAAAUCAUACUCAGAAAAAGGACAACCAACAUCUAAAAUGACACCCAACAAAAAUAUCACCAAAAAGGUAGAUGAGACAGUUCCAGAGUGGAGAACCAGACUUCCACGAAGAACAACAAAGACAAAAAAAAAUUAUAAAGAUCUCUCAAAUUCAGAAUCAGAGGAUGAACAAGAAUUUCCCCAUUCAGUCAAAGAGAAAUUGCUAGUAAAGGAGGAGAGUAUCCAUUCCAGGAGCAACACUAUGGAGCUGCCAAAGAAACAGAAUACCUUAUCUAUUGAAACACAAAAGGAAGUAUCAAAAGAAUGGAAAAACACAACAUUAGUAAAAGAUACUUUAAGAGAUAACAGCCUUGACUUAUCUCCUAUAUCUUUAUCUGGGAGUCCAUCGUCUAUAGAAGUAAUGAGAAGUAUAGAAAAAGUAACAGAAAUGAAUUUUACUGAGGAUUAUGACCAUAGAACAAAAUCUUUAUCACCUUGUCAAAAAACAUCAUCAUGUGAAUCCUUAAAUAAUAAAUACGGAGUUGAUGAUCCAAUAAAGUCACCCCAAAACACUGAGAAAAAUGUACUUUGUACAAGAGAAAACUCACCAAUGCUACAGGCAUUGUCUUUGGAAAAUUCCUUACAAUCUUCAUCAUCCAUGUCUAGUGAAGGAGAAGAGAGAGUAUGGUGUGGUAUGCUCCGUGAAACUACUCAUGUGUCAGGUCCAUCACAUCUUAAUCGUAAACGAAUGUACACAGAAGACAAUCAAAGUGGUUCUGAAGUAGAAUUGGAAGAGGAAGAAAGAGUAAACUUGCUUCCCAAAAGAUUGUCUAAAACUGAAGAUGCAGGUCUUCAUGCUUACAAAAUGUCUGAAAAUAUAUCUACAUUAUCAAAAAAAAACAUAUGUACUCCUGAGGAAAAACAACAAAGUCAGAUUUUUCAACUAGGAGAGAGAAAUGAAAACUUCAGUACUAAAUUCCAGAGGAGAAUUGAUGUACGUCAGAAAAUAUUGGACUAUUUUAGUAAGCAGUCUUGGAAAACAGCUCAUCAACAUCUGAAAAAAAUGAAUCAUCAGAUUCAGGAUUAUAGGAUGAAAAGACUUGAUAAAUUCCAAUAUGUCAUCCUGGAGGAACUGGAGAAACUUGAAAAAGAUACACAGUCUUUAAAAGAUUUAGAGAAAGAAUUUGUGGAUGUUUGGGGAAGGAUACUUCACAAGUUCACAGCCUAUCAGAAAAGUGAACAUCAGCGACUUCGCGUUUUGAAAGCUUCUUUGGACCAAAAUGUUUUCCCCAACACUGAUUAUGAAGAAACUAUUUGCACAUCUGAGAUGAAUUUGCUAAAAGAAGACAUGAAAAUGCUGCAAGACAAACUUCUUAAGGAAAUGCAAGAAGAGGAUCUUCUAACUGUACGAAGAGGAUUGAUGUCAUUGUUCAUGACUCAGGAAAGAAAUUUGUGUGCUAUAUAGCUGUUAGAAUGUAUUUUACCCAGUUGUUUUUAUAUAUAACUUAAAUGUGGCAGUAUUCGGAAUCUGAGAAUUAAAAAUGAUAAAUUAUGACCUAGUUUCAAGUCUCAAAGAUUUCCUCUAUAUUACACUUUUUGUCUUCACAGAGGAAAUUUUAGAAAAGCAAAUAGUAAAAGGAAUUGAUUUACUUACAUUAUUACAUUGUUAUCUAUACUCUUUUAUGUAUUUUAAAUGAAGUUUAGUCUAAAGUAUUAACUUUCACUACCAGUGCAGGUUUUUUUUUUCUUGGUUUUGAACAAUAAGACAUACAGGCUAAAUCUGGCCUGCUCCCUGGUUUUUCAAAUAAAGUUUUAUUGAAACACAA